AUGUUUUUUUUUUUUAAUUCUCCCUUCUUUUCGUUCGCCGAGUUACGCUUAUUUUUUAAAUGUCUCUUUAUCUUUCUUUCUUUCUUUAGUUGUCUCUAUAUCUUUCCCGCUUUUUCUUUUUUCUUUCUUUCGUUGUCACUUUAUCUUUUCCGCUCUUUCUUUCUUUCUUUCUUUCUUUCUUUCUUUCUUUCUUUCUUUAGUUAUCUCUAUAUCUUUCCCUUUUUUUUUUUUUUUUCUUUUUUCUUUCUUUCGUUGUCACUUUAUCUUUUCCGCUCUUUCUUUCUUUCUUUCUUUCUUUCUUUCUUUCUUUCUUUCUUUAGUUAUCUCUAUAUCUUUCCCGCUUUUUCUUUUUUCUUUCUUUCGUUGUCACUUUAUCUUUUCCGCUCUUUCUUUCUUUCUUUCUUUCUUUCUUUCUUUCUUUCUUUCUUUCUUUCUUUCUUUAGUUAUCUCUAUAUCUUUCCCGCUUUUUCUUUUUUCUUUCUUUCGUUGUCACUUUAUCUUUUCCGCUCUUUCUUUCUUUCUUUCUUUCUUUCUUUCGUUGUCUCUAUAUCUUUCCCGCUUUUUCUUUCUUUCGUUGUCACUUUAUCUUUUCCGCUCUUUCUUUCUUUCUUUCUUUCUUUCUUUUUUUCUUUCUUUCUUUCUUUAGUUAUCUCUAUAUCUUUCCCGCUUUUUCUUUUUUCUUUCUUUCGUUGUCACUUUAUCUUUUCCGCUCUUUCUUUCUUUCUUUCUUUCUUUCUUUCUUUCUUUCUUUCUUUCUUUCUUUCGUUGUCUCUAUAUCUUUCCCGCUUUUUCUUUCUUUCGUUGUCACUUUAUCUUUCCCGCUCUUUCUUUCUUUCUUUCUUUCUUUCUUUCUUUCUUUUUCUAUUUCUAUAUUAUCACUGUCUUGGUUUGUCGUUCUUUUAUCUUUCUCUUUCUCUUUCUUUCAUUUCUUCAUUCCUUACUGGUCCCUUUAUCUUUUACGCUCUUUCUUUCUUUCUUUCUUUCUUUCUUUCUUUCUUUCUUUCUUUCUUUCUUUCUAUUUCUAUAUUUUCACUUUUAUCGUUCUUUUUUCUUUAUCUUUAUUGUUUAUCUUUCUCGUUCGUUCCGUCUUUAUUUUGA
Messenger RNA from Acanthosepion pharaonis, 1098 nucleotides. NCBI's taxonomy places the organism in Eukaryota, Metazoa, Mollusca, Cephalopoda, Sepiida, Sepiidae. The record is from the annotation of a GenBank genome assembly.